AGAAUACCUUAUAACUGAACGGAAACAUUGAACCAGGACGCGACUCUUCAACUUGUCACCUUCAGCCAUACUCAACUUGCACGCGCGGUUGGGGAGAAGCGCAAAACCAAUCUGUCUACCUGGUUAUAGCGCAAGGUUUCUCUCGGUGACAGUCCAGCUGCGAGCCGCGUGGUCUGUCCCACGCCUGGGCCCCCUUGCCCUGUCCACACAGCCCAUCCACCAGCGGCGCUUGGCCAGCGGGAUUAAAGGCUUGUCGGGACUGCAGCACUGGCUGGUAGUCUAGCGGCGCAGCGGCGUGUGUGGGAGCUGCCGCUGCAAUGGCGGCAGUGACAGGUCCGGGCGGCGCGGGGCCGCCGCAGCCCCGCAUUGACGAUUUCAGCUGCCCCAUCUGUUUGGACCUGCUGUACAAGCCCUGUGCCAACAGCUGCGGACACGCCUUCUGCUUCUGGUGCCAGCACCACGCUAUGAGCCCCUUCCGCCCCUCCAAAUGUCCGCUGUGUCGCUCCGCAUACACGCACUUCCCGCGCGUGUGCCUACCGCUGCACCGCUUCCUGGAGUCCGCCUUCCCAGAGCAAUAUGCAGAGCGGGAGCGGGAGAAUAAGGCUCUGGAGGCUAAGCAGGGUGUGGAGUCUCCGGACAUUCCGCCGGCACCGGCGCAGCAGCCACAGCAGAUGCAGGUGGCGGUUGCCGGGGAGGCUGCGGCGCAGGAGGCUUCGGGAGUGGCGCCCACCUACCGCUGCUGCCGGCCGGGGUGUGGGCGGCUUGCGUGUCAGCCGUGUGUGCUGAGCUGCGGAUGCGUGGUGUGCAGCCCCAGCUGCAUGCCCGUCGCGGAGCCCCAGUCGCCAACGGGGGCAGGGCCACAAGUGGGGCAGCAGGCUGUAGCUGCGGUCGCAGCUGCCGUUGCAGCUGCAGCUGCAGCGGACGCCGGUGCCGCCGGUGCCGAUGAACCGCACGCAACGGUGGCGACAGCUCCCAAGGAGCCGCAGGCAGCAGCAGAUGCAGAGAGGGAGGCGCAGCCGCAGGAUGUGGCUGAGGAGCAGGCAAAGCUAUCGGCUCCUCCGGAGUCACACGCGCUGGCACCGGGGGCGGAAGCGGAGGCGGAGCCGGUGGCAGUACGGCCGCUAAGUUCACAGCUCGCCACGCCGCCUGGACAGUCGCACCUGCCGCGUUGCCCCGGCUGCAACUCGGCGGUCCUGCCCAACCCCCGUGUGUGCAUCAAGCUGGAGGAGGCGUUGCGCUGCUUGUACCCGCAUCAGUACCGGGCGCGGGAGGCGGAGGUCGCGCGGGAGGCGGCACGCCGGCACGAGGAGGCCGCCGCCGCAGGCGCAAGCAGCAGCGGCGGAGCGGCGGCGGGCGGUGUGCAGGAGCCGUCAGCUGGCGUAAGAGGCGGGCGCAUGCGCUCCAAGCUGCCGCGCAUCGACGCCAUGAUAGCGUCGGCCGCCGCCGCCUCGGCCGCCGCGGACGCCGCCGCCGCCACGCCCGGCGCAGAGCAGCCGCCGCCGCCGCCGUCGACACUGGACAUCUGGGCGGCGCUGCGAGACGAGCUGGCUGCCAACGCCGACAGCUGCUUCACCUGGUACUCUGUGGGCUGUGACGACUGUGGCGUAUUCCCCAUCGUGGGCCGGAGGUACAGGUGCCGCGACUGCCCCGAGGCCAUUGGGUUUGACCUGUGCGGCGCGUGCUACGACCGCGGCACCUCCGGCCGGGGCCGCUUCAACCAGGCGCACCGGCCGGGGCACCGCAUGCGGAAGGUGGACCCCAGCUUCGGGCUCGCCAGCCGCCGCCGCCGCCGGCAGCAGCAGCUGCAGAGGGCCGCAGACGGAGCGGUCGACGGCGGAGCCGUCGGCGGCGCAGCGGACGGCGCAGCCGGGGCCCCGGCGGCGGCAGCGGAGGCGGCGGGCGAUGACGAGGAGAGCGAUGAGAACGGCGGCGACCCGUUGGGAGAUGAGGGCAUUCAAGUCCUGACACUCAUGAACUACAUGGAGGUGCUGCACCCCGAGCUCACGGUGGAGCAGGCCACCAGCCUCGUGCUCAUGCACCUGGGGCUGGGCGGCGGCGGCCUCACAGACAUGUUCGACCUGGGCGGAGGCGAAGGAGGAGGAGGAGGCAUUGCAGGAGGAGGAGGAGGCAUUGCAGGAGGAGGAGGAGGCGGAGGCGGGGGUGUGGGAGGAGGAGGCGGGGGUACAGAAGGAGGCGGCGGAGCUGGCCGGCAGCCGCAGCAGCAGCAGCAGCAGGGGCAGGGGCCGCAGGGGCUGGGCCACGCGGCGGGCGGGCGCGUGCCGGCGGGGGGCGGCGUGCUGCAGCUGCCCGGCGGUGGCGCAGCGCGCAGGGGCUCGGGUGGCGGUGGCGGUGGCGGUGGCGGUGGCGGUGGCGGUGGCGGUGGCGGUGGCGGUGGCGGUGGCGGUGGCGGUGGCGGUGGCUGGUCGGGGGUGCGGAGCUGGCUUGGCAACUUGGUGCAGCGCAACAGCGCCGGCGGCGGAGGCGGGGCGGCGGCUGCAGGCGCCGCAGGUGGCAGCGGCCUGGGGAGGGUGGUCGAGGGUGGCGCUGCGCGCCAGGCGGCUUUCAGCUCGCCGACGCGAGGAGGGACGGGCACUGAUGGCAGCCAGGGUGCGAACGGCGGGCGCGGCGCGCAGGGGCCCCACAGCUCCGGCUGUGUGGUGCAGUAGGCAUGUCAGUGGCAUGGUAAACGCGGCGGACGACCGGCACAGUCGCAUUGUACAGUACAGUAUAGUUAUUGCAAGGCUCAGGCAUUGCUGGUGGACAAGUGCGUGGAUGAGCAUGGAUCACAUGCGGUGGGGCUGUAGUUGAGUCGGGGUCACGGGACCGCGAGCAGCAGGCUGAGGAGUCCAGGGGUGCAAGCAGGGGUGCAGGGCCUGCGGCCAAGGCGUGGCUAGUGGCAGCCAGGCUUUGCAGUUUGCAAUCACAGUUACAGAUGCGGGGCUGCCCUGAUGAUUGGCGUGUGCGCCUGUCAAGCACGGGGAGCUACACGCCAAGUGCUGGGUACUCCCCCGCCUGGCACUCCCCCGCUACGCGAGUGCUGUGGGGAGAGAGCGCCGCACGUCCCCCGCCCUCGUGCGGUCGUGCCGACCUGCUGUACCGGGGAUGCACGGCUGCGCGGUAGCGAUGCGGGCAUGCGGCUGUGCAUGGGCACACGGGUCGGCAGGUGCUGCUGGGUACAAGCAGGCAGCCGCUUCUUGUAAUGUCGCAUCAUG
Chlamydomonas reinhardtii is the source of this 3212-nucleotide messenger RNA. RefSeq lists its product as uncharacterized. The transcript is spliced from 9 exons. Lineage: Eukaryota; Viridiplantae; Chlorophyta; Chlorophyceae; Chlamydomonadales; Chlamydomonadaceae. Gene Ontology annotation, biological process: proteasome-mediated ubiquitin-dependent protein catabolic process. The record is from RefSeq and is a predicted model, not a curated record. Gene Ontology annotation, molecular function: ubiquitin protein ligase activity; zinc ion binding. The coding region runs from base 318 to 2666 and encodes 782 amino acids.